Messenger RNA from Wyeomyia smithii (pitcher-plant mosquito), 6930 nucleotides. RefSeq lists its product as uncharacterized. Lineage: Eukaryota; Metazoa; Arthropoda; Insecta; Diptera; Culicidae. The record is from RefSeq and is a predicted model, not a curated record. Bases 384 to 3254 code for a protein of 956 amino acids. The transcript has 3 exons.
GUUAAGAGCUAAUUUCUGACGAUCCUAAAAUUAUAAAUCCAAAAAUCCUAAAAUUAUUAUUUUAAAAAUUUAAUUCGGUGAAGGAAUUUACUUAUAGUAGUUAUUAAUAAAAACCUAAACAUUAAUGCAGUGAAAAACUUAUUUGACGGAAAUAAGUGUAUACGGCAGAGUGGUUACGAUAGUAAUUCACGUGGCAACAACUAUCGACGGAAUAAACGACAUACAGAGACGGAAAAGAUAAUCGAAGCACUAAAACGAAUUAAAAACGGAUCAUACUUCGCACGAAUAAACUGGCCGUUAAAUAUUCGGAAAGCAACCUCCUUUCAUCUAUUUCUUGUUGCAGCGCGAUACGCAAGCAACAAUUUUUUAAUUCGUUUUACACGAUGUCGACCAAGUCCGGAUCUAAAUCCUCUGCCCCCAAUAAAGGUAAUUGCUCAGCUACUCAAUCUAUAUGCACGCGUAAUGAAAGAACUCUCAGCUCUAAAGCGGAGGCUUCAAAUAAAGAACUCCUUCUCAACCCCAACUCAAAUAUUUCUAAUCGGAAAACUCCCUCGAUCAAAAGUACCCGUUCUAAAUCUUCCCGUGCGAGCUCACUAAAAGUCGGUCAGAGUUGUCGGUCCUGUUAUUGCGCAGACAAUAGUCGUAUGGUACAGUGUGACGACUGUGAUAGGUGGCAUCACUUUAAUUGCGUUGGUGUUGAUAGUCAGAUCGAGAUGGUCCCGUGGCAGUGUGUUGAGUGCGAGAAAGGGGCAGACCGAAACCGUAAAUUCGAUAAACAACCCGGAACGGCAAAUGUAGCAAACGCUAGCAGCGUAUCGAAACAAUGCGCUUCAUCUGAAAGCAAAAGGGAUCACCAAAAAUUGGGUCGAGACGCGAUUAAAUCGACAGAUUCACUGUCAGUAUCGUCCAGACGAUCAUCUAUAAGGACUAUACAACGAUUAGAAUUGCAACUUCAGAAACUCGAAGCUGAGCAGACACUUCUAGAUGAGAAGAAGAACCUAAUUGAACAACAAUUCAGUGUCCUUGAGGAGUUGGCAAGUUUGAAUGAAGAAGAAGCAGAAGAAGUUGAAUCAAAAAAUGAUUCCAAGGUUCAAGAUUGGUUGAAUAGAAAGAGCGAUGCAUGCCGGAAUUGUGCUUCGUGUGAAGAGUUUGUGAAUGAGGAACAGUCAGAAAACAGCAGUGAUUCUUCUUCAGAAGAAGAGCAGGAACAACAAACAGUGCACGAUUUACCUCACUUUAAUUCAAAUAAGCGCUCUACGCCAAGGAGAAAGCACGUCAUCGAGCGGGGAACGUUUGCAACCAGCACCCAGUUCAAUUGUAGCCUGUCACGUAAUCAACUCGCCGCGCGCCAAAUUGUCGCUAAAGAUUUGCCUAUCUUUACAGGCAAUCCUGAGGAUUGGCCACUUUUCUUCUCAACCUAUAAAAGCACGACACGGAUGUGUGGUUACACGAAUGAUGAAAACAUGAUUAGACUGAUAAGUUGCCUGAAGGGUGAAGCCUUUACAGCAGUACGAAGCUAUCUGCUUUAUCCAUCAACAGUGCCGAAAGCGAUGGACGCUUUCAAACUUAGGUUCGUUCAGCCUCAAUUCAUAAUACAUUCAGUACGAGAUAAAGUUCUAGCAAUGCCGACGCUGAAAGCUGACUCGAUUGACAAAACCAUCGAUUUCGCACUAGCCGUGCAAAACUUUGUAGCAACAAUUGACGCUUGCGGUCGGAAGGAGUAUAGGCGAGAUGUUUCAUUGUUAAGCGAUCUUGUGGGUAAGCUCCCCACCUCAAUGAAGUUAGAGUGGGCGAGAUAUAUGAAAGGUUUACGAAAGGUGAAUCUGGCAGAUUUUAGUGAAUGGCUAUACAACAUCGCCGCAGACGCCUGCCUGGUCUCGGAGCCGAGAAAAAUUCAGGAGACCCUAUGUUAUGGCACGCGUAAGAAAACAAAACCCUUCAUUAACACACAUGCUGAACAGCCUAGUUUGCGUAACGAAGAUUUACCUGGACCGAGUAAAAUUACGCAUAAGACGAUCGGCGAGCAAAAGAAACUUACGAUGAGAUUAUGUAUUGUCUGCAAAGGUAACUGUGCACUUUUAAUAAAAUGUAAGCGUUUUUUGGAUCUUUCUUACGAUGGAAAGUGGGCAACUAUACACGAGGCCAAAGUCUGCCGCAAAUGUCUGAAGCAGCAUAAGGGAGGGUGUAUGUCGAAGGAAUGCGGCAUAAAUGGAUGCACUUUCAAGCAUCAUCCCCUGUUGCACAAAGAGCUGAGCGUAACGUCUUCAACAGCUAAUAAUGAACAAGCAAACGAAGCACAGGCGUGCAACACUCAUCAGGGAGGAUCCAGUGCCAUCCUCUUUCGCUAUGUUCCGGUUGUAGUAUACGGUGAUGGUAACAGUGUACAUUGUUAUGCAUUCUUGGACGACGGAUCCUCGUUAACGCUAAUGGACCAAGACCUAGCUGAGGAGCUGAAUCUUUCAGGAGAGCCCAAUCCGCUAUGUCUCAAAUGGACAGGAGGUACACACCGUUCGGAAAACAACUCACAUAAGGUAGCGUUGGAUAUUUCUGGUCUUAAGGGUAAGCGUUUUCACUUUGAGAAUGUUCGAACAGUUAGUGAGCUUCAGCUACCACCUCAAUCACUCGAUGUUAAACAGCUUCAAUCUGAAUACCGUCAUCUUAGAGGUGUCCCUGCGCAAUCGUACCGAGACGUCCGCCCACGCCUGCUAAUCGGCGUUCAGCAUGCCUACGCGACACUCGUGCGAAAAAGCCGAGAAGGGAGGGUUGAUCAACCUAUUGCAAUAAACACCAAUCUUGGAUGGACUAUAUAUGCUGGAGCCCCAAACGGUCAAUCGAUGAGCAUGCUACACUACGCAUAUCAUGUCAAACAAUGCAACCAUGAUGAUGUUGAUAAGAUCAACGACAAUAUGGAACGUGCGUUAAAAGAUUUGUUUGCUAUUGAGAGCUUAGGUGUUACUUCCUCUAAUAAGGAAAUCCGCUCUCAAGAUGAUGAACGGGCCAUUCAGCUUCUACAUGAUCUCACUCAGUUCAAUGGAAAGAGAUACGAAACAGGUUUAUUGUGGAGAAACAAUAAUGUAAAAUUGCCGGACAGCAAACCAAUGGCUUUAAAGCGAAUGUAUAGCAUGCAAUGGCGCAUGGAAAAGGACCCAGACUUGGCGCGAAUUCUGGACGAAAAGCUGGCGGAUUAUCUAAAUAAGGGCUAUAUACGCAAACUUACCACCGCGGAGCUGGAGGAAAACCACAAACGUGUUUGAUACUUACCUGUAUUUCCAGUGACUAAUCCAAAUAAACCAGGCAAGGUUAGGCUUGUCUGGGAUGCGGCUGCUGUGGUGAAUGGUGUCUCGUUAAAUACAUCUCUACUUGCUGGUCCUGAUUUGUUUACUUCGCUAGUUUCUGUCCUUUACAAGUUCCGCGAGCAUCGUUUCGCAAUAUGCGGUGACAUUCGCGAAAUGUUCCACCAAGUUAAAAUUCGUAAUGAAGACCAGCACAGUCAGCGCUUCUUAUGGUCAGCGAGGAUAGGAAAAAACUCAAUACCUAUGCGAUGCAGGUGAUGACGUUUGGGGCAUGCUGCUCACCCGCGAGCGCGCAAUUUAUAAAGAACCUGAACGCAGAGCGUUUCAGUGAAGAUCUGCCAGCCGCUGCGAAAACGAUAGUACAAUGUACGUACGUUGAUGAUAUGUUGUGUAGUGAGGAAACGGAAGAAAAGGUCAUCGAAUUGGCGAAAUCAGUCCGAUUUAUCCACGAGCAAGGCGGCUUCGAAAUCCGUAAUUGGACAUCAAAUUCGAGGUCAGUUCUGGCUGCACUUAAGAGUGAGACGUGUUUAUCAAAAAACCUCGAUCUAUCAUCUAGUCUGGCAACUGAAAAGGUUUUAGGCCUCUGGUGGUGUACCGAUUCAGAUUGCUUCACCUUUAGAAUAAAUUGGAGCAGAUUAGGAGAAGAUCUACUAAAGGCAAAGCGGCGUCCCACGAAACGGGAGGUUCUGCGAACUAUGAUGUCUAUUUAUGACCCGCUAGGUCUUGCAGCACAUUAUCUCAUGUAUCUCAAAAUGCUUUUCCAAGAGAUCUGGCGAUCUGGUGUUAGUUGGGACGACGAGAUCAAUCAGCAAUGCUUUGAAAAAUGGCAGACAUGGCUUAAGCUUCUACCCGAAAUAGAGAAUUUAAAGAUUCCACGAUGCUACAGACUCCGAACGUCAGCUGGUCAAGAAACGGAAAUUCAGUUGCAUACAUUCGUCGAUGCCGGUGAGAAUGGUAUGGCAGCCGCUGUAUAUCUUCGCUAUGCAGAGAAAGGGAAGGUCGAAUGCUCACUUGUUGGCGUGAGAACCCGCGUAGCACCGCUCAAAUAUCUCACCAUCCCAAGACUGGAGCUUCAGGCGGCGGUAAUUGGGGCAAGACUAGCCCACCUUAUCAGUGAAGGAUUAACCAUUAGCAUCACAAAAUAUGUAUAUUGGUCAGAUUCAAGGAACGCGCUUUCGUGGAUAAGAGCUGAUCACCGUAGAUAUAGCCAGUUUGUGGCUACACGUGUAAGUGAAAUUCUGGAUUUGACUAACGUUUCUGAUUGGAAGUGGGUUCCUACGAAGUGGAACGUGGCGGAUGAGGGAACAAAAUGGCAAAGUCGUCUAGUACUAACGAGUGACAUCAAAUGGUAUAAAGGACCUGACUUUCUCUAUCAACGCGAGGAAGAAUGGCCAGUGACACCGGACAAAAUGGUUGAACCUAUGGAUGAACUACAAGCGAAUAUUCACGUGCACACCGAGACUCAGAGGAUGGCAGUUCCGAUUAACAACUUUCAAAGUCUGAGAGGUAUGGUCCGAGCAACUGCACUCGCCAUUCGGUUUCUGAGGAACGCACUUUCGAAAUGCUUCACUCGAAUUAGUGGUGGUCUAACCAGUGAAGAAAUCCGCAAUGCUGAGGUUUUCCAUUUCCAUGCUGCGCAACAGGACGCCUUCUGAGAAGAGCUUUCUGUUCUAAUGAAAAACGAUCCCAGGCUAUUACUUCCCAAACGAAGCCCGCUUUAUAAACUUAAUCCCUUUGUCGAUGAGCAUGGAUUGAUUCGUAUGCGAGGCAGAACCGGACUGUGCGAGUUUCUGCCUCGGGAUGCUGUAAAUCCCAUAAUACUUCCUCGAGAACAUCCUGUCACACAGCUUGUUGUCAAAAGCUACCACGAAAAGUUUCACCAUCGAAAUCAUGAAUCGGUCAUUAAUGAGAUCCGACAGAGAUUCUGCAUCAGUCGAUUACGCAGAGUAUAUGCGGAAACAAGAUUCGAUUGCCUACACUGCAAGCUGCGAGAUGCUCGCCCACGCCCUCCACAAAUGGCUGAUCUGCCUCGCUGUCGUUUAGCAGCGUUCGUUCGUCCGUUCACUCACACCGGGGUAGAUUACUUUGGUCCUAUGGAAGUUGCAAUAGGGAGGAGGGUUGAGAAGAGAUGGUGGUCUUACAUGCCUAUCUAUCCGUGCUGUUCAUAUUGAAGUAGCUAGCUCACUUACCACAAACUCUUGCAUAAUGGCAAUAAGAAAUUUCAUUGCACGCCGAGGAACUCCAGCCAUAUUCUAUAGUGACCGGGGAACAAACUUUAUUGGUUCGGACCGUGAACUGAAGACAUCCUGGCGCUUCAAUCCUCCAGCAGCUCCCCAUAUGGGAGGGAGCUGGGAGCGACUUAUACAGUCUGUCAAGCGAACUUUAUCUGAGCUACACCUGUCUCCCCGCCCAAGUGAUGAAGGGCUCAGAAACGCGUUGAUCGAAGUAGAGGGUAUCUUGAAUGCCCGACCACUCACUCACGUACCCAUAGAAGACGAAGCCAGUCCAGCUCUCACUCCAAACCAUUGGCUUCUGGGAAGCUCAGAUGGGGCCAAGCCAUUGUCACUUCUCGAUGAGAACUCUAUUGCUUUGAGACGUGGUUGGCAUUUGUCCCAAAAAUUCGCAAACCAAUUUUGGACCAGGUGGCUUCGAGAAUACCUCCCAGAAAUUACCAGGCGCUCGAAAUGGCAUCGAAGGGUUCGGCCAAUCGCUGAAGGAGACAUCGUUCUAAUCGUCGAUCCAAACUCCCCAAGAAACUGCUGGCCAAAGGGACGGGUCAUUGGUACAGUGAAUCGCGAUGGACAGGUACGGACUGUGACCAUUAAAACGUCAAUUGGUAUAUACGAGAGACCAGCUGUGAAGGUGGCAGUGCUUGACAUAGAGCAUGAGACAAAAUUAGCUGACUCAGAGGCGGAGUCAGCGAACUAGAGGGGAGUGUCAUCGGAGCUGGGUGGUUCUGUGUGCACCUCCUCAUAGCGCAUCACACAUGGAGAAAGAGACGUCAUCAUGACAGUUUAGCGGAAAGAGCGAGAGAGAAAUGAUAGAUACGUCAGCGUAUCUGCUGACUUGCAGAAAUAGAAAUUGAGCGAACUCGAUAGCGUUAAGAGCUAAUUUCUGACGAUCCUAAAAUUAUAAAUCCAAAAAUCCUAAAAUUAUUAUUUUAAAAAUUUAAUUCGGUGAAGGAAUUUACUUAUAGUAGUUAUUAAUAAAAUCCUAAACAUUAAUGCAGUGAAAAACUUAUUUAACGGAAAUAAGUGUGUACGGCAGAGUGGUUACGGUGAGAAGCGAGGUUAACUGAAUUUAUUGUAUUUCUUACAAAUUAAUUCAAUAUUCAGAUAGUAAUUCACGUGGCAACAACUAUCGACGGAAUAAACGACAUACAGAGACGGAAAAGAUAAUCGAAGCACUAAAACGUAAGAAUAUUGUAAACUAGUUAAAACCUAACCCUAAAUUAAAACUUAUACUUACAGGAAUUAAAAACGGAUCAUACUUCGCACGAAUGAACUGGCCGUUAAAUAUUCGGAAAGCAACCUCCUUUCAUCUAUUUCUUGUUGCAGCGCGAUACGCAAGCAAUACACUCCAUCUAUUAAAGGUGAAAGUUUUCUAUAAAAGUGCAGUUAAUUACAUCGGUGCGAAG